AUGCAUAUCCCAAUUAUCUCAUCUUUGCUGUGUCUGGCCGGUCUGUCUGCGGUGCCUGUCAAUGCCUACAGUGGCAGCAACCCCGACAUUAAAGCUAUCCCGCUCCGAACUCAUAGUCUCACGCCGCCCUACCUUGACUCGGAUUUCCAAAGCCGCUGGUUCGACUUCGGAGGAGACACUGUUAUUCGAGCCGAUAAGUACGUUCGCUUAACCGCGGACCGCCCCUCUCAGCAAGGUUGGGUCUUUUCUCGAGUGCCCCUGACGGCAACCAAUUGGGAGGUACGAUCUGAAGAGAAAGCACAAUUCAGGCCGCUGCGUCUUCAGAGGCUGGCAUUAGAAAUGCGAAAGUUGAGGGCACAAGCUAAUCAAUCUCGUCCUCUCCAGAUUGAAGUGGAAUUUGAAAUUCACGGCAAUGGAAAUCUCCAUGGCGAUGGCCUUGCACUGUGGCUGACCAAGCAGCGUGCCACGCAAGGCCCGGUCUUUGGUUCAACGGAUCGCUUCGAGGGUCUCGGGAUCUUCAUCGAUACGUACAAGAACAACCGUCCCGGCGUCUCCUUCCCGUAUGUCAUGGCCAUGAUGGGCGACGGCGAGACCACCUAUGAUCAGGCGCACGAUGGCAAGGCCAAUGAGUUGGCUGGUUGUUCCGCUCGAGGCCUCCGCAACGCACCUGUCCCCACCAAGCUGCGCCUGACUUACUUCCAGGACAAGUCUUUGUCUUUGGACCUGCAGUACAAGACGGAGGAUACCUGGACCAAUUGCUUCAAUCUGAACGCCGAGCAGACCAAGAUUGCCAUUCCCUCUGUCGCCUAUCUCGGUCUUUCUGCCGAGACCGGUGAGCUCAGUGACAACCACGACAUUAUUUCCGUCAAAUCGGAGAAUCUGUAUGCCCUCAACCGUCACACUCCUGGAGGCAGCAAGGCCGACCCCAAGUCCCGCAAUUCUGGCGGUAACAGCUACCCGACUCCUCACGAUUCCGGCAGCUGGUCAUGGUUCUUCGUCAAGUUCAUCCUCUUCAUCGGAGUGUGCGUGGGUGGGUACUUUGGCUGGACAUUCUAUCGCACCAAGGUCCGCGCUUCACGGUUCUAG
Penicillium diatomitis is the source of this 1086-nucleotide messenger RNA. RefSeq names its product legume-like lectin family protein. Gene Ontology annotation, cellular component: Golgi membrane; endoplasmic reticulum-Golgi intermediate compartment; endoplasmic reticulum membrane. Bases 1 to 1086 code for a protein of 361 amino acids. The transcript has 4 exons. Gene Ontology annotation, biological process: endoplasmic reticulum to Golgi vesicle-mediated transport; Golgi organization; endoplasmic reticulum organization. Gene Ontology annotation, molecular function: D-mannose binding. NCBI's taxonomy places the organism in Eukaryota, Fungi, Ascomycota, Eurotiomycetes, Eurotiales, Aspergillaceae. The record is from RefSeq and is a predicted model, not a curated record.